Lichtheimia ornata is the source of this 1428-nucleotide messenger RNA. RefSeq lists its product as uncharacterized. The transcript has 11 exons. The record is from RefSeq and is a predicted model, not a curated record. NCBI's taxonomy places the organism in Eukaryota, Fungi, Mucoromycota, Mucoromycetes, Mucorales, Lichtheimiaceae. Gene Ontology annotation, biological process: transmembrane transport. Gene Ontology annotation, molecular function: transmembrane transporter activity. The coding region runs from base 1 to 1428 and encodes 475 amino acids.
AUGUCAGACGCGACGACGGCACCUACUACUUCUAUGAGCAGCGUAGAGUCGUUUUGGACACGCACUCGAAAAUCGCCCAUCAGUGCCGCUUGUGUGGUUGCUUAUACGUUAUUCACAGAUAUGCUCACGUAUGGUGCCGUCUUGCCUGUUCUUCCAACCCUUGUUCUCCAACGCCUCCAUGGAAACUCGUCGAUGGUGGGCAUUCUCUUUGGCGUAUACGCUUUCGGUCUUUUGCUAGCAACUCCUGUGUUUGCGAUCUUGUCAGACAAAUAUCAGAAUCGCCGGUACCCUAUGAUGACAGGUUGUAUUGGCUUGGUGGCAUCCACAUUGGCGUUUGCAGCUGCGGACAGCUAUUUUCUUUUGAUCUUGGCACGUAUUGCGCAAGGAGUUGCUGGUGGAGCCUCCUGGACGAUUGGUCUCGGGAUGGUGGCCGACGUUUUUCCAACAAAUCGUCUCGGCGUUGUUAUGGGAACGGUAUUGACGGCACAUACAGUAGGAUUUGCGAUUGGUCCAGCUAUGGGAGGUUUCCUCUUUGAGUAUGCAGGUUUCUCUGCUCCUUUCUUAUGCUGUGCCAUCUUUGCUGCCAUUAAUUUCCUUGCAGUCGCUUGGGUGGCAGAACCCAAUCAUGACAAACACAUCAACAAAAAGGACACUGACAAAUACACACAACCAACAGCUGACAACACAAGCGAGACAUCCACUGCAGCUUCCACUUCAAGCCAUGUCACAGAUGACGAGGCGUUAGCUGCUGUCACACCAACAGAGGAAACACCAUUGAUCAAAUCAACGUCAAGACCCCUGGGAGAUCAAACGCAAGAAAUUACCAUGUGGGGAUUGUGUAAGAAUUGGAAGAUCAUGUGCUGUGUAUUAUGCACUACAAUCAGUGCUUCUGUUUUCUCGGGUAUUGAACCCGCGUUGCCCAUUCACCUUGAAAAGGCAUAUGACUCGUCAGCUUCCACCGUGGGAGUCAUCUUCGUAGCUAUGGUGGUUCCAGCUUUCCUUGCUCCCGCCAUUGGAUUCAUGUCCGAUAGAAUCGGUCGUGAUGUGAUCAGCGCAUCAGGAAUGCUACUUAUGGCAGUGGCUGCUCCUCUCGUAUCCAUCGAUUACCCUAUUGUAUAUAUGAUUGUGCCAUCUCUUAUGGUCUUUGGUUUCUCAAGUCCUUUAACAUUGACUCCCAUUUUGCCAGAAAUGGGUGAGAUUGUUGAUAGUCUGGGUGGCGCUGCAUAUGCACAAGUAUAUGCUUUAUACAACAUGGCCUACUCGAUGGGAAUGUUUUUGGGUCCCGUAUACGCUGGAGCUGUCAUGGCAGUAGCUGGAUUCAAAACGCUCAUGUUUACCUUUGCCAUUGCAUUGGUUAUCUGUAGCCCCGUGAUGAUGGAUUGGAAGGCAGUGUGGCGCAGAGUAACAGCUUGUGUACGUAGCCACUGA